AUGAAUGAGCAAAUGUGCUUGACACUAUAUUCUACAAAUCAUCUCUCUGUUAUUUGGAUUACUAUAUAUACUUGCACAUUGCUUCAACUUCUGAUAUGAUUGUAGCAGCAAGAGUUGGCAUUUGAUCUUUUUUAUUGCAUAUUUAUAACCUAAACCUACAAAAAUAUUCAGAAGCAUGUGGAUUUUUGGCGGGAGAAGUGAAUCCGGGUUCAAUGCAAGUAAUAAUGCAGAGCAGGUUACAGAAGGAAUUGAUGGCACUGCCCUUACUGCCAUUGUCACAGGAGCAACAAAUGGUAUUGGAAAAGAGACUGCACGAGUCCUUGCUCUGCGCCAUGUUCAUGUAGUUAUGGGAGUAAGAAAUGUUAAUGCUGGUGAAAAAUUAAAAGAAGAAUUGCUGCAGCAGAUCCCUUAUGCUAGAAUUGAAGUCAUGGAAAUUGAUCUUAAUUCACUAGACUCGGUCAGGGAAUUUGCAUCACAAUAUAUAUCCAGUGGCCUUCCUCUUAACAUCUUGAUUAAUAAUGCAGGGAUUUUGGCUCCUUUCAAAUUCACACUUUCAAGAGACAACAUUGAACAAACAUUUGCAGUCAACCACUUGGGUCAAUUUCUUUUGACAAACCUUUUAAUGGAGACGAUGAAAAAGACAGCAAGUAGGAGCCGGACAGAAGGAAGAAUUAUCAAUGUAUCAUCAUUCAUGCACAGAUAUGGAGUUCACAAGGAAGGGAUUCGUUUUGAAGAGAUCAAUGAUGAGAAGAGCUACAGCAGCUCUGCUUUGGGAAGGUCAGCAUAUGGACUAUCCAAGCUUUGUAACAUCCUUCACACUAAUGAACUUGCAAGGCGCUUCAAGGCAGAGGAAGUUAAUAUAACUGCAAACUCACUUCAUCCAGGAUUCAUAACCACAAAUAUCUUUGCACCUAACGCUGGAGUUACUUCCUGGCUGAUGAACACACUUGCAAAAUACAUAUCUAAAGACAUAGGACAGGGAGCAUCAACAACAUGUUAUCUAUCAUUGAAUCCAAAAGUUAAAGGGGUAAGCGGAGAAUAUUUUGUGGACAACAACAAAGUGGAAGCCAGCAAAUUGGCAAGAGAUUCUGGGUUGGCCAAGAAACUUUGGGACUACAGUCUGAGCUUUACGGAUGCCAAGUUCUAGUUCCGGAGCUGCUACUUCUGAGUGUGCAUGUGUGGAAGCUCUGUGUUAUCUUUUCAUUGUUUGUUUUAUCUAUACUGCCUUACUUCUAAGCUCUGAGAAUUUUUGUAACUUUUAUCAUAUACAUGUACUAGCCUAUAAUCCAUUAUAUUCAACCAUCAACUUAAUAAGAGUAGAAUUUCAUACAAA
Messenger RNA from Daucus carota subsp. sativus, 1333 nucleotides. Its product is annotated as short-chain dehydrogenase TIC 32, chloroplastic-like. The coding region runs from base 176 to 1147 and encodes 323 amino acids. NCBI's taxonomy places the organism in Eukaryota, Viridiplantae, Streptophyta, Magnoliopsida, Apiales, Apiaceae. The record is from RefSeq and is a predicted model, not a curated record. The transcript is spliced from 8 exons.